Messenger RNA from Uranotaenia lowii, 1563 nucleotides. RefSeq lists its product as uncharacterized. The transcript has 5 exons. The record is from RefSeq and is a predicted model, not a curated record. Bases 51 to 1280 code for a protein of 409 amino acids. Gene Ontology annotation, molecular function: oxidoreductase activity. NCBI's taxonomy places the organism in Eukaryota, Metazoa, Arthropoda, Insecta, Diptera, Culicidae.
UGUGUGCUCACUGGACUGAUCAGUUGAAAGUGGAAUGCGCGUAGCGUUUGAUGCGGUUAAUCGUGAUCGUUGAAUGUAAUAUUGGAAGAAUAUCGGAAACUGUGAAUACAUUUAACAAAUUUGGUCUGUUUGGUAUUAAAGUGCGAUUAGUCAAUGAUCGAAAUCAACUACGCAUCUGUUUUUGCUUUUGUGAAAUGGGCACAGAGAACAAAGAUGAUGGUUUAAAAAGUACGCUCAACCAUGCCCCAGAAAACUACAACGAUGAGUCCAAUUACCUCAAACAACUGUUGAACGAUGGCCAGUCGAUUCCGGUGGAUUCGGAUGUCGAUUCCUAUGAUCUGCAGCUUCCUCCCUGGUACAACGAUGUCCAGUUUAAGCGCGCACAGCGUUACUUCAAGCAAAAUUACUUUGCCAUGUUUGUGGCGAUGCUCUGUGGUUUGCUCUCGGUUCUGGCCAUCCCAAGUAUCUUGAGUGUGCUAAUUUACACCAAACAGUCAUCCACACCGCUUUCGGCUUAUCGGCGCUAUGUGGCCACAAUAAUGCACAUUCUGAACUGGUACUUUGAAGACCUAACGCCUGGUUCGAGCUCGUGGCGAUCGAUAGCCUACGUGCGCAGGACGCAUGUGGCUACUAGCAAACGCAGCGGCUCCAAGCUGGCCGGUCGCAUCAUUUCACAAAAAGACAUGGCUGUCACGCAGUUCGGAUUUGUCGGCUACAUAGUGCUAGCCCAUCGUGGGCUCGGCAUUGUCUACGACAAACAAGAUAUGGAGGCUAUCGUACAUUUUUGGCGCGUUAUUGGUUACAUGAUCGGCAUAGAGGAUCGGUACAAUCUCUGUACAGACAGUCUGGCUGGUUCGCAGGAACGGAUGCGCCAAGUCCAGGAACACAUUUUACGGCCUGCUCUGGCGGAGCGCUCGAGCGAUUUCGAACAAAUGGGACGCGCACUGAUCGAUGGUAUGUGGUGUUUUAAUCCAUUUUUGCAGUACGAGGCAUUUGUGUUCCUAACUUGUCGAAUAACCGGAGUUCCUGGCUACCACUAUUGGAAUGAAGAAUGUGCCUCGGCUGGUGGCUUAGAGGCCAAGUUUGCUUCAUACUCUCGAUACGCCAGGUCUCUUCUUUAUCUACUUCUGAUGACCUUGGAGGUUUGGCUGAGUGCUACCCUCUUCAGAUGGUACCUGAAUAGCCAAAUGAUAAUGUCCAGAUUUCUGAUUACGUAUUUCCCUUUCCUUGCCUUUUAUAAAUUUGGAAUUAGAGAUUCGUAUGUCAGGAUUUUAAAAUAGUACAACCUUCCUUUCCCUCCCACAAACGAAAAAUCACUCUAAGGAAUCAAAGAACGUAUGUAUUUGCUUUUAUUUUUGUUCGUAUGUAUAAUAAGAACCAUUCAUCAUUUAACUGUCAUAUAGUUAUCUUAUGUAGGGAUUCUAUUCCAUCCGAUAGUUUAAACAUUACCUUGCUGUUUUAUAGCCAAAUAUAGAUUAAACAAGUUAUUCAAAGCUUGAAUGUAGCCAGCCUGCCCGUUAUUCUGUUGCACCGGAAUGUCAAAUAUAUUACAAAUGAUAUCGA